Ceraceosorus bombacis is the source of this 1428-nucleotide messenger RNA. The record is from the annotation of a GenBank genome assembly. Lineage: Eukaryota; Fungi; Basidiomycota; Exobasidiomycetes; Ceraceosorales; Ceraceosoraceae.
AUGUCGAGCUCACCGGCAGCGGCAGCAGCGGCCGCGCUCGUUGAAGAGCAAUACCACGGCAAUAUCUUGCGAUGGGUCACGCUCGCCUUUGCAUCCGUCGCAAUCUGGGAGCACAUCAUCUGGCUACCGUCCGAACUUGCGGUGUGGAAAAGCCUAUUGCGCAAGCUGGGCUUCUUGAAGCAGGAGAGGCGCGAGCUGCUGGGUAUGAAUGUGGGAGAGCGUCUGCAAGCGACGUACGGUCCCGUCACCAUGUGCAUCGUCAGAUACGCCCUGCUCCUCUCUGGCAUCCUCGCCAUCGUCCACUUUUACGGCCGGCCGCAGAGCUGCUUUGGCGUGUUUCGUGCAAUGUGGCUCUGCUUUUGCGUCAGCUGGGCCUGCGCCUCUUCCAUCUUUGUGGCCCGCAUCUACAUCAUCUACCGCAAGGAUACUCGCAUCCUUUGGGGACUGGGCGUGCUCUGGAUCGCCACGGUCGGUGUGUGGAUCGCCAUCGCCUUCACCUACCACUCUGCAAACGUGCCCAAUCUGCCCCCUCACACGCCUUGGUGCCGUCCCACGCCAGAUCCAAAGUGGCGUGCGACGGGAUGGGGCAUGAGCAUGCUGUUCGACACUGUCGUCCUCCUCAUGACCCUGCUCAGGCUUCAUCACCUGCAAGUCGGUGCGGAUUCGCCUCAAGGCAGGCAAAUGAGACGCUUCAUUCUGCGCAGCAACUUGUUCUGGUUCAUCGCUUGCUUCAUCACCAAUGGAGCCUGCUUCAUCGUCGAGCUCGCCGUCGACGACCCCAUCCUCUCCCACAUUCCAUCGCCCAUCAGCUUCGUUGCAAACGCCAUCGUCGCUAUUCGCAUCGUGUUCGAUCAAAACAUGCUCGGCGCUCCGCUCGUCGCGCCGGACGUGUUUGGCGAGCAUCAAUUUUCAGGCUGCGUCAAUGUCACCACUUCCGUCAACGUCUCUCCCCCAGACCAGUACACGAGCAGGAGCAGCAACGGCAAAAUAGCGCCCGAGGACAAGACGCGGAGCGACAGCAUCAGCGCUGCGAGCGGCGGCAUGCCAAAAGUGAUGGGCCAAGGCUACCGAGUCACGUCGGAUGCCGUCGCGCAUCCAUUCACCACCCGUCGAGCGCAAGAGGAGGAAGACGACGUGUACGAUUACGAAUCAAAGAAGCACCGAAGUCCGACUACUGAGCUGAUGGAACGUCGCUCUAUGGAUUCGGGCUCUGCACAAUUUGGCAUCGCGUCCAGCCCUGCCGUCGCAGUCGGUCAUCCGCAGUGGGGUCAACGGGCGCAGGAGAAUAGCAGACACCCUCAAGGCGGCAUCUCCAUCAGCUCUCUGCGUCGUCCGCAAGUGCUUGCAAGUCAAGACUCUUCUUCUUCUUCCUACCCCUUUAAUCCCACCCCAUCCUUCCAGAUCGAGGCUGUGCAUCGCAGCCCGUAG